Molecule: messenger RNA, 7278 nt
Organism: Hyalella azteca
Lineage: Eukaryota; Metazoa; Arthropoda; Malacostraca; Amphipoda; Hyalellidae
Exons: 9
Coding region: 98-6484 (2128 amino acids)
Source: RefSeq, a predicted model, not a curated record
UCUUGUGAAGAUUCAUCAGAUCUAGAGAUUAUUAUUAACUUGACUGUAAAAACAGAAUAAACCUAUUGCCAGACCCAGAAUAUAAUAAACAUAUGCAAUGAGUUCUGCAAGUGGUCACAUCAAACAAUUUUUUAACAAUCUUCAUGCUCUGCUCCAGGAUGGCCCAGUGUCACACGACGACGCUCAGCUAUCAGCCCUUAUUGGGUCUUCUGUUCUUCUGCAAACGAUUGUGCAGCACACUGGGCUUCAUAAUUUUAUUCAGUCGAGCUCUCAAGUUAGGUAUUCUGAAGGCUUUUAUAUGCUCAAAAGAAGCUUAAAGCGAAAGAAUACUAGCAUUAGAUCUGUGUCGUACUCCAGCUCUUCUGUCUUGAAAGCCGUUACAUCUGAGGAAAAAAGUAAUGAAGGGCCAGUAAUUUCUAACAAAGAAUCAAGUUCUAAAAUUGACUCGGUUAGCUUAGGUGCCACCAGAAGAAAUUCUGCUGUCGAUGUUGCGUCAACGAGCGAUGCAGUCUGUGAGAAUUAUGGACACGCGUCGUCUCCAAAUGGAUUUGUCAUGAAAUUGCCUGCUUUUGGUGCCAACGCCGAAUUGGCGCAGGGUUUUUCACCACUUGCUUGGGAUGUUCGACCUUCUCUUGUCACCUCUUCCAAAGAGUCAGCAGCCGAAAAUAAUGGCAAAAAUUACCCUCAAAUGACAGGCGAUUUACAUGUGAAUGUGAAAUUACCUGCUCGAAGUACAUCUGGGAAUUCGAUAUCAGGUCCAUAUCAUUCCAAUUCUCCGCUUCAAAACAGCGAGUCUCUGAAGAUAAGUUCUUUAUCUAAGCGUAAAGUUCUGCUGCCUACUGUAGAGCCUGAUGUGCAUCGCGCUCGUGUAGUUGAUCACAAUAACGAUGGGUUGUCUUUGAGCGAUGCAGUCAAAUCUUCUCCUGGUGUAAAGACUAACUUACUUGGGAAACGUGAGAGUGCAAGAGCCUCAAAAAUCAUAGAAACGGCUGUCUAUCCCCCGGUGGACGAAACUGUUUACUUUGACCUUGUCGACAGUUCGGUAUUUGACGGAUCCCUUCCUUCGGAUGACUCGAAGGAUCUAUCAUCACGAUCAAAUUGCUUUGCCUCCAUCGAUGCUUCUGCAAGUGACUUGGAAUCGCAGUCACUAUCGACGUCUCAGCCACUGAUUAGCUGCAAUGUUGAGCUUAGUAAUCAGAACGAGCUUGACGAUUCCCAAGAACCUUCAUUGCCUUCAGUGCGCAAACCUAGCAAGUGCAACCUCUCUCUGUCCAGCAUUGUUUGUUACCGACGAUCCAACCCCUUUGAUGGACUUUCGAGCCUCAUGAAAGAUUCUGAGGCUGAUGAUUUGGAACUUGCCAGAUCUAACAAUUCAGAUUUUCACAGCAAUGAAGUACUCCGUGAAGCUUCAGAUAUGAACAGCGAUGCCACAACGUUCAAUAUCAAACCACACAUGGAGCACGAAGAGCACAGCCGUGACAGCGACGCGUCUCGUUUGGAUGAACUUAAAGCGGAGCUUCGUUUGGUCAUCGCGCAGAAUAAGGAAAGACGUACCAAUAUUGUCGUGGGGCGGCCUCAAGCGGUUAGCACUCCGUUGGUACCAAGCAAUACUCCCGUCGUGUACGAUCGCUCUCACCAGGAUGUUUUUACGUUCCCUUCAUUGACGGAGUCUGAUUUCAACCAAGCUGCCAUAUUAGAUGAAGACAAUGAAGCAUCUGAGUUCACGUAUUUAUCUCCGUGCCCAAACAUGUUAACUGAACCUGCUGGAAACACGAAGAUUGUUCCCGAAGAUCCCCUAAAUGAUAAGCACGUGUCAUCAGGAGCCGAUAGCGUCGAACUUCCAUGCGCGGCUCCUAACUCUCCCGGUGGAUGUGGUGAUACAAACCCGGAACUCUGUUAUCCAGUACUAAGCGUUUGUCCACCUACACCUCAGUCCGAAGAACCUUGCCUGCAUGAUCAUGCCCCUGAGCCCUUUAUUGCACAGGGAGGAAUUGAUGCCAAUGAAAAGUUGGCUGCUGUGAUAGAUGAAGACCUUUCUGGAGCAAUCACAAACCAAGGCCUCCAGAACAACCAGGAAACAACUGAAAUAAUUCAACGCCAUUCUGAACUUCCUCAAAUUUCGACAACUGAAGUUCAUGGAAAAUUGUAUCCAACUCCAAAGUUAAGUUCCUCAACUUGUAACUUUUUACCAGAUGAUCAUAGAAGUUUGGAUGAACACAUGACUUUUCCACGUAGGUUUACCACAUUUCCUAGAAUGCCUCAUCGCGCAAAUAUAUUAGAGAAGGCAAAUUCUGCGUUGCAUCGUUUUCACACACCUAAUUUGUUGGACGGCUACGUAUUUAUUGGUGGAUCGGAGUUAAAUGAGUCUCCUGAGCUUAUGUCCAAGGCUAGUAACGAUUCAGUCGUCGAUUCAUCAAUUUCCACUGCCAACUCAGACUUAAAUUACCGCCACGAAACUUCAUUGGCAAAAUCUUACAAAGAAGAAGAGAAUUCUUCAAUUUCUAUUAGUAUUUUGGAGCGUCGCGACCGACCCGAAGCAUCAUAUACUGAAAUUACAGAGUGUUUUUCAGUACAAGACCAAACGAGAGAUAGUUCUUUGCGUUGCCGGAGUUCUUCAAGCACGACUGCGCAAGCUGGAUCUGAAACCUCUGCAGAUACGAUGGUGCCCGCUGUUAAUACAGAUAAUGACUCCAAGAUUGAUGAAUCAGGAUGUUCUGAAAAAUUCAAUUAUUCUAACGUUGAUCCGGUUGUUGCAUUAGCUCGUUGUUCUCAAUCGAGUAGCUCUUGUGAAGUUGAUAAACCUCAAAAACUAGUAAGCGCGUGCAUAUCCCAACCAGCAAUAAACGUUGCGCGGGAACCUAACAGUAUUGCUGUCAAAGCUACAAAAGAAGAAGGGGAACCUUUCCAAAUUAUUGCCGACUCUACAAGCGCAGGAAGAAAUAUGCCUACACACUUAGGAGCAUGCGAAAGUGAGGUCAUGGAGGCAUGGCCUCAUAACAAGAUGAAAUCGAGCCUGAAGAAGCCUCUUGAACUAUUGACCGCUGAACAAGGGAAGGAACUUCCUGUCGGGUUCGGCGAUGCUGCUCGAGAUGCAGGACUUGCGUCAUUUCAUUUUAUGCAAGACCAUCGAUCAGAACCUCCGAUGAUAUCUGCGUCGCCUCGCCCCAGUCCUGGCUACCCGUACGCUCUGGAGCCUAUUCCUGAGAUGCCUGAUGACGAGCAAUCUUCUCAUGCCACCCGCAUUGUGGCCACGGAACAUUUCCAGGAAACGUGUCAUUCCUUGGUGCAUUGUCGCCACCUGCGCGACGAGAACUCAAGUCUCAAGAGUGAGAAUUCUCGGCUCAGGGAACUGGUAAUGGAUUUGAAGACGCGCCCAAUUGUAACUGAUGAUCAGCUUGCGCAAAUUUCUCGGUUUAAGAACGACCUGGCGUCGUACAUCGCUGCAGUGACGGAGGAAAACUUCUAUCUGAAAAUGAGUAACGAUGGUUUUCGGAGAGAAUCGAAACAAGCUAUGAAUAUGUUGAGAGUUGUUCUAGAAGAUUGCGUUAGUUUGAAACUAGCGUUGAGCCAGAUAAAAUAUGCACAACUUUCAGCGGCUCCUUGUUUAGAACAAGGUACUGAAAGGCUAGCGCUUGCUGAAAAUCUGUCUUCGGAUAGCGCACAUCCUGAAAAUGAGACGCUAGAAGAUCGAGUUGCGUCUUUCCCUUACGGGAUUGAUUCAGUAAAGAACAAACUAGCUGAGAAAGAUCCUAAGUCUGCCAAUGUCGACGCUAAAGGCUUUGAAAACGGGCACGAUUGUGUCUUGCAACACGAGCUUAGUAGCUCACAAGACCCAGCAGCCUCACACGAAAAUUCUAGUAAUGAAAUCGACCUCUUUACGGCUGUCAGCAUGAAGUGCUUGCUGCAAAAAUAUUCUGCCAAUCGUGUGGCUAUGGAUGAACUCAGAGAUCAAGUCUGGCAUGUUCUCAUGGCUAUAUCAAGGUCGCCUGAAUUGUUCAAUGAAGAGCUGUUUGGACAAAAGUUUCUUCACUUGUGGGAGACUCGGUCUUUGCACUUUUUGCUUGACAGGAGCAAAACACUCGCUCAGUCCUACGCUUCUGCGGACUUCAAAACUGAGAUACUAGCAAAGACCAUGGUGUUCCCUGGUCGUGAUAGGUGGGAGUCCAACAUUUUUUACGUAAUGCCGAAAAGCUUGUCUAUUCGUCAUGGAGUCUCUCGGUCUGUUGCCUCCGCCAUUUCGCCUUUAAUAGGCUGUCUUGGAGGACCAUCGUCUGGCAAGAUGUUCCGAACUCGUCGCACUCAAACUGAUCAAGCGUCGUCGACUGAAAACAAACUCGUUCAAACCGAUGUCACAAGUGUUAAUGUCUGUUCAGCUGACACUCGCAAUAUCUCGCUCGAGAUUCCACUUCGUCGAACUUCAGUAGAAGGAACUAGUUGUGACGUAAGUAAUACGGAGAAUGCGUGCGCGAUCGUGGAUGACAUUCGUUGCUCUGCAGGAAUGGGCGCGAGUGUUGAUUCGCAAGGUAAACCACAUGAAGCUGCGUCCUUCGUCCAUGGAGACGUUCAAUGUCAAGAUCGUGUCGUGACAGGCGUUGAUUUGCCGCUAGCGCACUCGCCUGAAGAUCACAGUGUAGAAGCAUCCAUCCUUAAGAGUGGGGAGGAUUUACAAAAAGCAGGCGUUCUCGAGAGCAAUGAUCAAACAGAUGGGUUUUCUUCCCGUAAAAAUGUUCAAGGAGUCGAAGUUCCUGGCUUGUACAUCGAUGCAACUGGAGUACCUUCUGUUAGUGACGCCGCCUUUGAGACAUCUCCUGUCAAACGAACCAAUUGUGAUGAACAAGAGUCUAUUCCGUUGGAAAGCGCACCACUAAAACUAAUUCCAGCCCUAAGUCUUUGUACGAAGAGCGAAUUGUCAUGCUAUCAACAAGCAUGUCUGGCACAACUUGUUCAGCGAUCGUCACGCGCACUGCAACCUGAACCUCGAGCAGGAUAUGGAGAAGCUCAAGACAGUUUCAACGCAGAAGUUGUAUCGGUGCAGCCUUCAAAUAUUCCUGCAACUGAAAAUAAUCACUCUCAAGCUGCAGAUCUUGUUCGGCAGUCUGAUGGAAGCAAAUUCGUUGGACUCUGCACGAACUUGAGGGAAUUGAGCGUCCCACAAAAGGCAACUACGCACAGUGAAGAAGAAGCUAGUUUGUUUGCAUUUAGUUCUCCUGAGGAAGAAGUAAGCGGUAUGCGUGGUUUUAGUUCACGAUAUACUGGUAGCCGUGAAAAGGUACCCUUCAAUCUUUGGCGACACGGCGUUCGUAGGGCUCGAACCAGAUCGCUGCCGACAGCUUGCUCGUCCGAGGUUCGUGCGAUGGCCGAAGUCGAUUCUGAUCGAAGUCAAAAAGGGGACUUCUUGGCUUCCUCUUCCUGCAACCUUGUAAACCAUCAAUUCAUGGAUGCCGAUUCUAGACCCGCGACGCCGUAUCCUGUUUCAUCUCGUUCCCUUCUUCAGACACGUUCCUCGUCCAACCACCUACCGUCGCUGCUUCCUGAUGGACCGAAGAUCUCCGUGUUGCCUGAAGAGGAAAAUGCGUAUUCCCCAACGGCAUGGAACUCUUCGCCGAGCAGUGUGCGCAAAUUAUCUGGGGGCGCAGAAGCUCUAAGAACCGUUGGUGCCUACUCACCUGUGGGCGUCGUUACUGACUCAGCAAGAGCCAAACAAACUGUCAAGAUUUUUCCUGCGGAGGUGCCUGCGUUUAUCCCUCCGUUAUCUUCCUUGAACUAUGAGCCCAUUGCCUCUGCUACCAUCAACACGUCUGGCGUCGUUGGAAGUGAGGGCGAUACUGUGGCAUCGUCGAACGGUCCUUCUUACUUGACGAAGGAAAAAAGUUUCUUCUCAAAACCUAGCCAUGUCCUCAUAGAGGCCCUAGCCCCGAUGCACCCAUCGGGUUCGAGAGAUGCUGGGGACGAGGAUCUUCCUUUUCCGACACCGGAUGACGCCGCCGCCGCCGCCGCCGCCAUGAGCGGACGCGCCGAACGCCAUCGGACGACAUCUUUGGACGCCGUCUCGCCUGGUCCAUCAUCACCCAUCGUUGGUGGCGAAUUCAGUCUGCCUGCUGGUGUGAGAAGAGGAGCGGCGUUCUCUUCAAGAAUUGUAGACGUCAACGAGCUCAAAUAUUACCUCCUGCAGCACUUCCCUUGCGUUGACAGGGCUCGUCUCGAGUCGCUCCUAAAGGCAGUGCGGGAGGACUGCGCUGGUGGCUCCAUCUUAGGCAAAACUUUCGCUGAGAUUGCCGCGCUCUUCAGGGAAAAACUUUGUCACAGUAAAGGGUCCGAGGAGGGCAGCUGCUGCAUGAUCUGCGGGGGUCCCUAUGGCCGCAAGAAGACGUCAGUGCUCACCUGCUUCCACUGCUUCCAUGCCCAGUGUCUGCACCAUUGGAAGCAGAUCGAGAAUAGCUGCCCACUCUGCGCCGGUCCUCUGUCGUUCAUCACUUCUCCGUGAUGUCUCCUCUGAAUGAUGUCACGAUGGCUUCAUUUUUCAGAUUUCUUGCGUCUAACGGAAGAAAGUGUGGCUCCACAUUUCGGAUUUCUUGCGUCAACGGAAGAAAGUAUAGCUCCACUUUUCGGAUUUCUCGCGUCUAACAGAAGAAAGUCAUUUUUCCAGCAUGUCUUCUCUGUUAUAUUUUCAUUAUGACCUAGAGGAAAUGAACUAGUCUUGCUUUCAUUUAUAAGUUUUUUAAUAGGAGUUGAUGAUAGUUAGAAACCUGAAAAUAAAUCAAGGGAUGUUCUUCUCUGUAGGCAUUGCCUAUUUAAUUUCUGCAGUUUCCGUUAGCUCUGUAUUACCAUCAAUCACUGUACUGAACAAAAAUAACAUCCAUUUUUAUUCGUGAAAGCUCAUCUAAGUUUAUUCAGGUUCUUACAGGAAAAUUUAUUUAUAUAGGUUUUUUGAUAAAUUAGUACAUACGCAUCAUGUGCAAUGGUGGAGUAGAGGUUAGAAGUUCAAUUUACCCGAUCUUUCAUAGCGGUGCUAGAUUUUUAACAAGGAGAUUGAAUGUCGUAUUGACUACUACUUGAUGCUCCAAGUAAUACAACCUUUUCUUAUUUGCUCGUUAUGAAAAAGUUUUUAUUUGAUCGAUUAGGAAAUCUCACUUUUCAGGAGUCUCGAAUGUUCUCGAGAUUUCACAAUAAUUUCUAGUAUUUUUUUUUUGAACGUUCGUGGCGCCUGUUUUUUCAGGUAUUUGUAGUCACAUCCUUACUUUUCGAAUCGGAAAUUUGAAGUAAAGAAGUUUAAGUGGA